UAGAAGUUCCUGCGCAACAUCAGAACCUCCCAAGGCUGCGGAAGAUUGGCAUACCUUGUUCUGCGAAUGGUGGAGCGUGAGGGUGGUGAACAAUUGUUGAAUGUGCAUGAGGUGCGUGAGUUUGAUGACGAUCCGUGUUGCAUUGUGUGGCCUGCUGCCCGAGUUUUGCUGCUUUGGUUGCAGACCAAUUUGGAAGCGCAAUUGGGUGCAACAUUGCGGGGCGCCAAAAUCAUCGAACUUGGAGCUGGCACAGGAUUUUUGGCCUUGUCACUGGCAAACGCAGGGGCUCAAAACAUUUUAGCCGUGGAAGGAGCGGAACACGGAUUCAUGAACCUAGAACACAACAUAUCCACAAGCCGCACCACAGCUGUGACGCCUCUACAGUGGGAUUGGGAGAAGCAACCGGACAUUCCUUCUGAAGUUCCUCCUGUACUGGAUUUGGUCUUGGGUUCUGACAUUGUUUACCCUAGACAUUACAAUGGUGAUGCUUUGUGUGGAACUGUGUUUCGGCUGUUAACACGUGGUUUAGAAGUGGAACCGCUGGUUUUGCUCUCGCUAUGUGACCGUGCAAUCAUUUCUGAUUCCAGCACGGCCUCGAGCAGUUUGCGAGUUUUUUUGAAGCAUGCGAGAAGUGGUCGCUCAAGGUGUCCGAACUUCCGGUCAGCGAGGAAGUCUUUCUGGCAGCUCUGGGAACCAGUGCGGGUGGCAAACAUGAAGAUCCAGAAUCAAGUAUGAAGUUGGCUGACAAGAGUGCAG
Messenger RNA from Cladocopium goreaui, 756 nucleotides. The record is from the annotation of a GenBank genome assembly. NCBI's taxonomy places the organism in Eukaryota, Dinophyceae, Suessiales, Symbiodiniaceae.